Molecule: messenger RNA, 531 nt
Organism: Aspergillus ochraceoroseus IBT 24754
Lineage: Eukaryota; Fungi; Ascomycota; Eurotiomycetes; Eurotiales; Aspergillaceae
Gene: ltpA
Product: tyrosine protein phosphatase LTP1
Exons: 2
Coding region: 1-531 (176 amino acids)
Biological process (GO): protein dephosphorylation
Molecular function (GO): protein tyrosine phosphatase activity
Source: RefSeq, a predicted model, not a curated record
AUGUCUGCCAAUGACCAAGUAAAUGUCCUCUUUAUCUGCCUUGGCAAUAUCUGCCGCUCCCCCAUGGCUGAAGGAGUCUUCCGUAACCUCGCCGCCACCCAUCCCUUGAUCAACAACAUUGACUCCGCCGGAACUGCCGCCUACCAUUCCCUCGAACCGCCCGACUCUCGUACCAUGGCCACGCUCCGCCGACAUGGGAUCCGAGACUACAAACAUGCCGCCCGCAAAGUCACCCAGGAGGACUUCCUCCACUUCGACUACCUGCUCGCCAUGGACAGGCAUAAUCUCGAGGAUCUCCUAGAACUGCGCGCCUCCCUGGCUGCGUCUGGCACACCCGCGGCGAAGGUGGCAGAGGUCCGGCUGUUUGGCGAUUUUGGACCCGGAGGCGCUCUACAUUCUCGCGUGGGUGGUGGGGAGGUGGUUCAGGAUCCGUACUAUGGGGGUGCCAAUGGAUUCGAAGAGGUUUACCAGCAAGCCGUCCGAUUCUCCGAGAGCUUUUUGGAAUAUUUGGAGAAGAAGCAAAAGAACUAG